This is a messenger RNA of Caenorhabditis elegans, 3593 nucleotides long. It is a transcript of the gene iars-2, whose product is annotated as isoleucine--tRNA ligase. The transcript has 9 exons. NCBI's taxonomy places the organism in Eukaryota, Metazoa, Nematoda, Chromadorea, Rhabditida, Rhabditidae. The record is from RefSeq and is marked reviewed. The coding region runs from base 14 to 2926 and encodes 970 amino acids. Gene Ontology annotation, cellular component: cytoplasm. Gene Ontology annotation, molecular function: aminoacyl-tRNA ligase activity; nucleotide binding; aminoacyl-tRNA deacylase activity. Gene Ontology annotation, biological process: isoleucyl-tRNA aminoacylation; aminoacyl-tRNA metabolism involved in translational fidelity; tRNA aminoacylation for protein translation.
GGAAUCGAUCUUGAUGGCAUCCCGAACGAAUGCAUUGCAGCCGCUUUGCAAGCCCUCGAAGAGAAUCAUUAGUAACUCUCUCACACAUCUUUCCUCGUCAUCCACGUCGUCUGAAACUCCCAAUAAGAAAAAAUCAACAGUAUUUUUACCUUCUUCUUCAUUUAUCAAUCAUAUCAAGUCAACUGAACGCUCGUCUUCCGAUCAGAAAGCAGCGAGUGAUGGUGGACUCAACGACUUGUAUUCCUGGCAAAAAGCUGCUCGAAAAGAUUCAGAAAUAUUCGAACUUCUCGAUGGUCCACCAUAUGCAAACGGAGAAGCUCACACGGGUCAUGCUAUCAAUAAGAUUUUGAAAGAUUUCGUUGUGAAGAGUAGAAUUGCGUUGGGAUAUAGAGUACUCUUCCGUCCUGGAUGGGAUUGUCACGGACUUCCGAUUGAGUUAAAAAUAGGAAAACAGCAAGGAAAUGCUGGUUCACGAACACCAUUGGAAACACGCGCUGCUGCUCGAAUCGUUGCAGAUGAAGCCAUCGGAAAGCAAAUGAAUGCAUUCAGAAGAUGGGGUGUUACUGCUGACUGGGAGAAACCGUAUGUGACGAAAAGUCCAAGUUACGUGGCGGCUCAGUUGGACAUUUUUGCAAAGCUUGUGGAGCAGAAGCUGGUGUAUAGAUCCUUCAAACCGGUCUAUUGGUCACCGAGCUCAAAUACAGCUCUUGCUGAAUCAGAGCUAGAAUACAAUGAUAAACAUCAAAGUACAAGCGCUUAUUUCCGAUUCAAGCUGAUCAACUUCUCAUCAUCUGAUGUCAUUUGGGCUCAUUCUGAACCUUCCAAGAUUUCUCAAUUCUUCGCAUUGAUUUGGACUACAACUCCAUGGACUCUUCCACUUAACAACGCAAUUUCCGUGUCCUCUGCUAUUCAGUAUUCCUUGAUUCAAUUUGAUAAUGAAAUCAACAAUCCAACUUCCACAUUCUAUGUCAUCGCUUCUAAAUUGCUCGAAGAAUUCCAAAAAUCAAGUGAUCGAAAGUGUAAAGUUGUUGGAACAGUGAAACCUGCGAAUUUGAUCGGAAGACGAUACAAAAGCUGUUGGCACAAUGAACUUGGUCUUCCAAUAUACGAAGGUCCACACGUUACGGAUACAGUUGGAACUGGCUUAGUGCACACAGCAUUUGCACAUGGAUUCCAGGAUUAUGAUGUUGCUAUAUCAAAAGGAGACCGAGUAGAAAGUUUCGUAGAUUCUCGUGGAUGUUAUACCAGACACCUUGGUCAUGAUCUAGAUGGUAAAGAAGUGCUGGGAGAAGGCCAAAAGAUUGCUCUUCGGCUGUUGAAUCAUGAUAUUGUUCAUGUAUCGAAGCAUGUUCAUUCAUAUCCUUAUGACUGGAGAACGAAGAAGCCAGUGAUCAUUCGAAGCAGUGAACAAUGGUUUAUCGAUGUGGAUGAAAUUGGAAAACGCGCUUCUAUGAUGCUUGAUGACAUUUCAGUGGCCGCAGGUGAUUCGGAUCUACGUGCAUCACUCAAACAACUGGUGACAACUAGAAAAAGCUGGUGUAUUUCAAGACAACGAGUGUGGGGAACACCGAUUCCUGCAUUAGUUGAUGACAACGGUGGAUCCUAUACAUCUCGAAAACUCAUUGAAUGGGUAGCAAAAUUGACACGAGAACGUGAAAAUACUGAUGUAUGGUGGGAGAUUGAUGUAAAAGAAAUAUUGGAAAAUGAAGAAGUUCGAAGAUCGUUAGAAAUUCCCAGUGAUAUAGUUUCUCAAUUAAAGAAGAAUACGGAUAUCAUGGAUGUAUGGCUGGAUUCUGGACUUGCUUGGCAUGCUGCUAGAGAUAAUGACACUGAACGAGAACACGUGGCUGAUGUAGUCUUAGAAGGUGUUGAUCAAUUCAGAGGAUGGUUCCAAUCACUUCUUCUAACAUCUGUAGCCGUACAAAAUAAACUUCCAUACAAAAAGAUUAUUGUUCAUGGAUUUUGUAUUGAUGAGAACAAUAAUAAAAUGUCAAAAUCUAUCGGUAAUGUUGUUGAUCCAACAAUGCUCACGGAUGGAUCAUUGAAGCAAAAAGCAAUUGGAGCAGAUGGUCUCCGGUUUUGGGUGGCUUUAUCCGGUUCAGAGAACGCUGGAGAAUCAAAAAUCGGAAUGAAAAUUAUCGACGAUGUGGACAAAAAAGUUAUUGCUUUUCGAAAUGGAUUUCGUUUCAUGAUUGGAGGCUGUCAAGGAUUUGAUGGAAAACAAGUCAAGUUUCCAUUAAAGACGUUGGAUAUAGAUAUGUUACAAAAUUGUGACGCGAUUGUCAAAAGAUCCAUUGUUAACUACAACGACUUCAAAUUCCGUACAGUGGCAAAUGAUUUGACACAGUUUUUGCAAAGAAAUUUUAGUGCAAACUAUGUGAAAUAUGUUCGUGAUCGUCUCUACUGUGAUAAAGUUGGCAGCGAGUCUCAUAUAUCUGCUCAAUUCACUCUCCAUAGGCUUGCUCACAAUCUAGCUCAUAUCAUAUCUCCAAUCCUUCCGCAUUUAUCAUCAGAAGUCCUCCAGCACCUUCCCGGAUCCCAUGAAAAACAAAUUCUUCGCUUGAAAUUUGAAGAUCUUCAUUAUGGACUUCUCACUCCACAUGAUCAGCUUUCAAAGCACAUGAAAUUCGUAUACGAAGUUCGAAAUCUUUUAGAGUCAACUGCUGGUCCAAAGAUUGAUACUUCUAAAAAAGGAAUUGUUCUUCAAGUGACACCAGAAUACCACACAAUUCUUCGCAUUUACGAAUCAGAGCUGCCAGAAUUGUUAAAUGUUUCACAAGUGAUACUGCAUGAAAAUCGGGAUGAAAAUUCUGUUGAGCUCGUGGAAAGCCGGUUGCGAUAUUGUGAGAGAUGCCGGAAGCACACUCGGAAUGAAAGUGAUGCUCUAUGCGGAAGAUGCUCAGAUGCGAUGGGACUUUCUCGUUAAAUUAGAUGAUUUUUGUAGAACAUUGUAAUUUGAUUUAUUUUAGGAAAGUAAAUGUUUUAAUUUAGAGGCGCCACGUUUUCAAGAUCUGUUCAAAAACAAGAUUUACGAAAACAAGAUCCACCAAAACAAGAUCUACAUUUUCAAGAUCUACCAAAACAAGAUCUACGUUUUCAAGAUCUGGCACCGUGCCAACUGUGGUUUUCUCGAAGAAAACCAAACAACGAUGCUCCGAUGUUACGCGUCGCGUGUUGUUUAGCGUUCAAACGAAUAUUUUUUGAAAUUUUCUUCUAGAAUUUACGCUUAGCAACACGCGACGCGUAGAGAAAACCGCAGUUGGCACGGUGCCAGAUCCUGAAAACGUAGAUCUUGUUUUGGCGGAUCUUGUUUUCGUAGAUCUUGUUUUUGAACAGAUCUUGAAAACGUGGUGCCUCUUAAUUUAUGUUUGCACAUCAAUUUCCCGAAACACCAACUUCUAGCAAGAAAAACUUGACGUCAUGCUCGACUUGCUUCAAGCAAAAGAGGUCCUCAGAUAGAAAACAGGAUUUGAUGUUGAAAAUUUAUUUUCCGAUAUAAAUACAUAACGUCUCAAAAUUUAUAAAGUGAGUGCAAUGAUUGUCAAACGUAAGGGGGAUGGAACCCGGUGACAAAUAAUAAACGAUUAGUUGUG